CGUGCCUCCACAUCUGGUGGAGCUCAACAGUUUAUUUAUUAGGAUACUGCGCUUUUGCAAACUGUUGCCUGUGCAGGCUGAAUUUCUAAAAGUAGAUUUUACCUCCGAUUUUGCGCCCCUUGAAUAGGCUAGGCGGAUACAGUAUUUCAGUAUGUACAGAAUUCUUAGACGAACAGAUUUGACAAAAUUUCCAUUUCUAUGCCAACUUCAGCUGCGGACUAUCAGCAGAACACCGAAAACAUAUGGAGAAGAUGGGAACAAAGAUGGCAGUGUUUUGCGAAAAAGGUUGAAGGAGACUGCUGACACAGUCAUCAUAGGAGGAGGUUGUGUGGGGGUUAGCCUGGCCUAUCACUUGGCCAAAGCGGGUCAGAAAGACGUGGUGCUUCUUGAGAAGACGGAGCUAACCGCUGGGUCAACCUGGCAUGCUGCUGGACUGACCACGUACUAUCAUCCAGGCAUUAAUCUGAAGAAAGUACAUUAUGACAGCAUAAAGCUGUAUGAAAAGCUGGAGGCAGAGACUGGGCAGGCUGUGGGGUUCCAUCAGCCAGGCAGCAUCAGGAUUGCUUCCAGUCCAGUGCGGGUGGAUGAGAUAAGAUACCAAAUGACCCGCACACACUGGCACCCCACUCCACAGUACCUUAUUGGACCUGAGAAGAUCCAAGAACUUUUCCCUUUGCUCAAUAUGGACAAGGUAUUGGCAGGGCUGUACACCACUGGGGAUGGACACAUUGAUCCUUACUCUCUGACAAUGGCCCUUGCUGCUGGUGCCCGUAUGUAUGGUGCCCAAAUCUACAAUCCAGCCCCUGUUACUGGCCUCACUCCUUUGGACGAUGGGAAGUGGGAUGUCAAGACCCCUCAUGGAACCAUAAGGGCUAACCGAAUUGUCAAUGCCUCAGGUUUCUGGGCACGUGAGUUGGGUGAGAUGAUUGGUUUUGAACACCCUACCAUACCUGUCCAUCACCAGUAUGUAGUCACAGCAACAGUGCCUGAGGUUAAGGCUCUGAAAACAGAAUUACCAGUUAUCCGAGACUUGGAAGGGUCAUACUACCUGCGCCAAGAGAGGGAUGGGCUACUUUUUGGCCCUUAUGAGCAAGAGGAAAAGAUGAAGUUACAAGACUCCUGGGUGAGGGAUGGAGUACCACCAGGUUUUGGCAAGGAGCUGUUUGAGUCAGACCUGGACAGAAUCAUGGAGCAUGUCGAGAUGGCCAUGGAGAUGGUCCCAGUCCUUAAGAAUGCUGACAUCAUAAAUAUUGUGUCUGGUCCCAUCACGUACACACCAGACCUAUCGCCCAUGGUUGGACCACACCAAGGCGUUCGCAACUAUUGGGCAGCUAUUGGAUUUGGAUAUGGAGUCAUUCAUGCAGGAGGAAUUGGGAAGUUCCUGAGUGAUUGGAUUGUGGCUGGAGAACCUCCAUAUGACCUUAUUGAGUGUGAUCCUAACCGCUAUGGAAAAUGGACUACUGUGUCAUAUUUGUGUGACAAAGCCCGGGAAUCCUAUGGCUUCAACAACGUAGUGGGUUACCCUAAAGAAGAGCGUUUUGCUGGUCGACCAACAGAGAGAGUGAGUGGAGUUUAUGACUUGUUGAAGGACCAGGCCUCCAUGGGAUUUCAUGCUGGUUGGGAACAGCCCCACUAUUUCUACAAACCUGGAGACCAAAAAGGAUACCACCCCAGUUUCCGCAGAACCAAAUGGUUUGGGCCAGUGGGACGUGAGUGUAAGCUGGUGAUGGAGAAGGUCGGAGUGAUUGAUCUGUCACCUUUUGCGAAGUUCAUAGUGAAAGGAAAGGAUUCAUUGAAACUACUUGAUUAUCUUUUUGCCAACACCAUGCCCAAGGUGGGCAUGACAAAUAUUAGCCACAUGCUGACUCCUCGGGGGAGAGUCUAUGCUGAGGUCACUAUUACUCAACUGUCACCAGGGGAAUUUCUUCUGCUCACUGGAUCAGGGUCUGAGCUGCAUGACCUAAGGUGGAUUGAAGAAAAGGUAGCAGAUGGUGGUUAUGAUGUGGACAUCUCUAACGUAACAGACAGUGUGGGGGUCCUAGGAGUGGCAGGACCCUGUGCCAGAAAAGUCCUUCAAAAGCUAACCGAUGAAGACAUGAGCGAUGCUGGUUUUAAGUUUUUACACUGCAAAUCAAUGCAGCUUGCUGGGACUACCCUCAGAGCCAUUCGGAUAUCCUACACAGGGGAGCUUGGUUGGGAGCUAUACAUAGAUAUGCAGAACAUGGCAUCUGUUUACAAAGCCAUCAUGGAUGCUGGAAAAGAAGAUGGCAUUGACAAUUUUGGGACCUAUGCCAUGAACUCCCUCAGGCUGGAGAAGGGCUUCAGAGGCUGGGGAGCUGAGAUGAACUGUGACACCAAUCCAUUUGAUGCUGGUUUGGAUUACUUCAUCAAGCUCAACAAGUCUGCAGAUUUCAUUGGCAAGCAGGCCCUUCAGACAAUCAAGGCCCAGGGCCUCCAAAGAAAAUUAGCUUAUCUUACUGUGGACACAGACGACAUUGACCCAGAGGGCAAUGAAACCAUUUGGCACAAUGGAAAGGUUGUUGGGAACACAACAUCUGGCUGCUACAGCUACACUGCCCAGCAAAGCCUUGCUUUUGGGUAUCUACCUAUUGCCCUGGCAAAUGUGGGACAGAAGGUGGAGGUUGAAUUGCUGAACAGGAAGUACCCAGCUAUGGUUAUACAGGAGCCCCUGGUUCUGACAGAACCCACCAGAACUCGCCUGCAGAAGAAAACCAAAAGCAGAGUGUAGGACCACCCUUGACCCCUCAAAGCCAUAAUUAUGUUAAUCUUCAUGUGUUCUGUAUGGAUAAACUGCAAAUUAAUGACAAUGGUAUGUCAAAUAUGUUGGCAUGGUGUCUUUAUUUUGUGAGAAUAAAGCUGCUAUAUUGCAUAAAUAAAAAAUACAAAAAAUCUCAGAAAUGGACACUGCUGAUAGCUUUGCUCUUCAUAUUUUACAAAAAAAGUAGUUGUUGUAUACUUCUGCACUAAGUAACUAAAUUACCGGCGGGCAAUACAUUGUCCCGCUUAUUAUACGGCUACUUGGCAAAACGAGGAAAGAAACUUGCCACAAUGGGCCUUUAAAAUGUUUUUGCUACUGUUUUGUGGCUUCUGCUGACCGGGUUAUUCACUGUCUCCCCUAGAGUUAGAUAAGUGAGUAAAAACAUUUUUGUCUCCUUGCAUGCAUUGUCGUAGUCCAACAGCGCCCCUGUUAGGUUAGCUAGGCCUUGCCUGGGCUUCACCCUCAAUAUAGUCCCAAAUCAAUACCUGCCAAGGAAAUCACCAUAGUCUUAAAGGGAUAUUCCACCAUUUGGGGAAUUGCACUCAUUUUCCACCUCCCCUCGAGUUAAACAAUUGAUUUUUUUUUACCUUGCUCUGGCUCAUCCAGCCGUUCUCUGAGUCUGGCGAUACCACUUUUAGCUCCAGCCUAGCAUAGAUCAUUGAAUCUGAUUAGACCAUUUGCCUUUCGCCUGCUAUCCCCCAAAUGGUGGAAUAUCCCUUUAAGCUGCAUUGCCAUUUGUACUUGUUGUGAAGAUGGAGGCCACACAAAGUAAGUAUAUAUAUUGUUUUAUUUGUUGGCUCACUUUUACUCACAACAUGCUAUCCGGCAACAAAGGAUUCCAUACACUAUGCUGCGCUAACCUAGCGGGGGAUUUCUCGAAUGGAAUCACUAUUUGAACAUAACAGUAUUGUGUUUAAUUUAAAACCAGAUUGUUUUAUGUAAUUGCAAUGUAAUAUGGUUUAUAAAUCAGCCAGCCCUGACAUUUUUUUACAGUGUAGGUAGUAAGCAUGCAAUUGCUGUGUACAAUAAUUUCAUGAUAAUCUCUAGUUAAGAGAUAUGUGUUCUUGUAUGUUAAUGAAAUUAUUUGUUAAUUGUACACUUUGUUAUCUUAUAUACAUUAAAUAACAUAUCAUAUUAGUAGAACACCCAUGUUUUGAAUGUUCAGGUGGACAAACUUUAACUGUGACAAUGCUCCAUCCUGCAAAGCUGAUCUGUCAACUGCUAUUCAACAAAGUUGGAAUCUGAUUGAUGAAGAAUAUCUACGUAAGUGAAGUCUUUGCGUCAGAUGUCAUAAAAGUCAGAGGAGGCACACAAUAAAGUACUAAUUAUUGAUGUUUUAGGUUUGUGAUUCCACAAUGUUUUUCCUCAAGAUUGAAUGAUUCCAUAUCUGGAAAAAUAUAGAAUGAAAAAUAAAAUAACUGAAUUAACA
Molecule: messenger RNA, 4208 nt
Organism: Sardina pilchardus (European sardine)
Lineage: Eukaryota; Metazoa; Chordata; Actinopteri; Clupeiformes; Clupeidae
Gene: dmgdh
Product: dimethylglycine dehydrogenase
Exons: 16
Coding region: 152-2749 (865 amino acids)
Cellular component (GO): mitochondrion
Molecular function (GO): oxidoreductase activity; protein binding
Source: RefSeq, a predicted model, not a curated record